GCUCAACAUUUUUUGAAUCAAGUUCCACGUGACGUUAGUUUGACGCACGUGUUCUUUUUUUUUUUUUUAAACCCGGGGUGUCCGGUGAGGAAGUGUUUACCGCAAAAUGGUGUACGCGACGUAAAAUUUCAAUUAUUUAUUAAAUUUGUUAUAUCGAUUUCAUUUUGUAUAAAUAAAUACGUGAUCGUAUGGUGCGUGAUUUGAAUAUUUAUUGAUAAUACAUAUUGUGUGUUGGAUUUUUUAUAGUGUAGUGUGUGAAGACAUUUAUGUAAAAAAAAAUAUCAUGGAUAAAUUUCAGAUGAUAUCGACCCUACUCUGUAUCCUAUUAAUUGGACACCAGGUUCAAGCGGUUAUAAAUAAACCAACCUCACAAUCCUCAACGACAAAUGAGGAGGAAAAGAAGGAGGUCGAGGCAGAAGACAGAAUAAGUAAUUCCUAUGGAGCACCACCAGACGUGGGAUUUAAUGGACCAGCACCAGUGUACGGACCACCUGAACUAACAGGGGACAAUAGACCACCACAAAUUUUCUCUCCACCACCACCUGAAAGGCCCCCUCAAUCUUACGGACCACCCAGUCAAUCUUAUGGACCACCCAGUCAAAAUUAUGGUCCACCACCAAAAAUGAAUUAUGGUCCACCGAUACCACAGUACGGACCACCUAAACCACAAUAUGGACCACCGAAAUUAAACUACGGACCACCUAAACCACAAUACGGACCACCAAAACAAUCCUUUGGACCACCACCUCCCUCUGGACAAUUUAAACUACCAAAACCCCAGUACGGACCACCAUCGAAAUUUAACGGACCUCCAUUUGGUUCAAAACCAGGACACGGCAAUGGACCUAUUCCUGUUUCUCUAGAAGCAUACGGACCACCAAAUAGAAAACCUGUUAUUCCAUUUGGUCAUCAAGGAAAUUUUGGACCAGGACCACAACCUCAAUAUGGAGCACCUUUUAAUAAUGAUCUCUACGGACCACCACAACCUCCAGCACCAGGUGUUCCAGCUCCUCCCACACCCCCUGACAUCAAAUACGACGGAUGGCAACCAAUCGCCGGAUUAGUUAGUAGUCCCAAUCAACAAAUUCAUCCACAGGAGAAUUAUCUCCCCCCAGCUGAGAAUGUACCAUUGGUGAAUUUCCACGAUUCUUCAAAUACAAACAUACCCAGUGACUCUUAUGGUGUUCCCCUCAACAAUCCAGAUGAUCAUAAUUUAAAAUCAUCGGUUCAUCAAACAUCAGCCACUGCUGAAAGUCAUGGACUCCCACCACCUCUUCUACCCGAAUUUGAACCCCUUCACGCUGGUCAAGGUCCAGGUAAUGGCGGCAGUAAUUUCGAUUCUUUGAAACAAUUUGGAUCACUCGAGGUACCAAAUAAUCAAUACGGAGCACCGAGUGCCAAUGAUGACCUUAAACUACUAACAUCUGAUCUACAAGGUCUUACUCUCUCCGGUGGAAGUUCAGCUCACGCCGAGGCACUUUCUCCACCGUCCGAUUCUUAUGGAUUGCCAGCUGAAGGCUCGCACGGAACAAUUUCAUCCGAUGACUUAUCGCUGCAACAAUUACCAAUUGCCCCCUCAGGCAAUUAUGGACCACCUAAUUUCCCACUGGCACCUCCACUACCAUCCGAUUCUUACGGUGCACCACCAUCAUCAUCAUUCACAUCAAAUGGACCCUAUCAAUCAUCAAAAGGAUUUAGAGGUGGAGCAUUCUCAUCAGGUUUUUCAUCAUCACAAUCAUUCGGCUCUUUUGGAGGCGGUUUCAAUAGACAUUUUUCUAAAAAUCGUGGACCACCUAGACCUGUACAAUUACAGGGAUCAUUGAUUCCACCAAGAAAUAGACAUCCUUACAAAUUUAGAGAACAAGUACCAAGUGGAUUGAUCUCAAAUCUCAAUAAAUAUCUUCCCCCCGGCCCAAAUGGUGAUCACAUUAAACCACAAAAAACAUACGGUCCACCAUUAGCAUUCGAUCAACAACUUCCACGUUUCAAUGGACAUCAAUCAUUUGGUUCUGGAUCACACUUUUCAGGAUCAUUCACAUCGAGCAAAAAUUUCGGUCAAAUGGUCGCACCGAAUGUAAACUAUGGUACUCCAUUGUCAUUCAAUGAUUUCAAUACACCAGCUCCAGUGCCAACGUACGGUGCACCAAACUUUGGCCCCCCUUCAAUGUUUGCAUCAACAUCAACUGGAUUCGGUGGUAAUCUCUAUAAUAGCGUUAGUAAUUCAUUGUCCAAUACUUAUGGAACACCAGUCAUUAAUUCACAUCUUACUGGAGGAAAAGGUGAUUGCUUCCAACAAGCGAAUGGAGCAAUUGGCUAUAAUCUUCCUGAUGUUGCUGGAUCGAAUUCAUUGUACGAUGCGCCCGUUGAUGGUCUAGCAGCUCCAUCAGUCAGUCAUCUUGAUCUUGAACAACAUAAUCAACAAAGUGGUAAUCUAAAAGACAGCUAUGGCAAUCCUAUUGGUGGAUUACUUCAUGAUCAAACUGGAGCAGCUAUAAAUACAAAUCAAAUUCACGAAUUACCCCAACAAUCGAAUCAAAUUCAACAUUCAUUCAAUUCUGAUACAUCAUUUUUAACAGCGCAUGGAAUUUCAGCUGAAGCAUUAACAGCAGCUCUAACGGAACAAGGUUACGGUGAAGCGAAACAUGCAGUGAAUUCGAAUGAAGUUGAAGCCAGUCAAUUCCUUCGGACUAGUGAAGGUCAUCAUGCCCUUGCUCUGGCACAACAAGGUCUUGUUCCUGAAGGCAAUGAUGGCUUCCAAAUUCAAGGUUCUAAGGGAACAUAUACACUUCAAAUUCAAGCCGCUGAUGGUGGAUUGGGCACUGAGAAUUCCGAUGGAAGUAUCAGACAUGAACAAGUCUUGUCAAAUGGUCUACUUCAGGAUAUUCUUGCAGCUAUUGAACAACAACCAAACGCAGGUCAAAUUGAACUUCAGGGACCACCAUUGGUGCAACCAUUGGAGAAAGUUUACGGUGAUUUAUCACACGCAGCAACAAACAAUGUCGCUAGUAAUCAGUUUGAUUCAAAUGUACACAAUGAGGAAGAGAAUAAGGAUCUUGAAGAAAUGAUAGCUCAAGCUACUUCCAGGCAUGUGGAGAAAUCAUCGAGUGAAAAUACCGAAGCACACAAGGAUCAAAUUGCUCUCUUCUUUAAUAAUAAAAAUUACGAGGAUUCAAAGAAACAAGCGAGAUCUACCUUGAAAAAUGAAAAACAAUCUGAAAAUGAUAAUGCAAAAGAAAAAAGUAGUUAAUUUGUAAAAUUUAGUCUCGUAUUGAAUUCAUCAGUGUUACCAAUUUUUUGGCUGGUGACGUUUUUUCUUUCCUAUUCUUACAAUCAAAUGUUUCGAUAUUUUAGGAUUUUUGGUUAUAAAAAUUCAAUGAUAAUUAGGUACAGUUUUAAUGGUGAUUAGAUUCAAUUCUAAAGACAGGUUAGGUUUUAAAAAUGGAUUAGAAUCAAUUAUUCUAAAGAUGAUUGAAUUAUAUUUUAUUGUUGAUCAGAUUCUAUAAAUUUUCACUUGAAAAGCGAUUAAGUUUUAAAUUUUAAAACAAAGAAUUCAAAUUCUUAUGACAUUUAAUAACUCUAUUAUUAGAUUUGAUUUUAAAAGAUAAUAAUGGUAGUUUCUUAAAAUUAAACACAUUGAAAUUUGAUUACAUUUCAAAAAAGAUCUGACAAUUCUAAAGAUGAUAAUGUUUAAAAAGAUUUUAUAUAAUGAUGAUCAUCUUUAAACUGAUUUAAUCAUUCUAAUGUUCAUAUGUAGAAUAUCAGAUCAUUUUUGAAAUAUGAUUAAUUUCUCAGAUUUCCAAAAAUUAGAUUUCUUAGAUAAUAUUUGAAACAACCAAACUUUGGUUGAAUCAAUCAAAGAAAUGCAUUGCAAACUUUUGUUUGAAUCAACAAAAAGUUUAUUUGGUUUAAUAAAAUUCUUUUUUUGAAAAAUUUAUUCAAAUAAACCAAUUGUUUAUUUAGAUUAAAUAAAUAUUUAUUUGAAUCAAACAAAUUUUGUUUGAAAUAACCAAAAAAAAAAAAAAAAUUCUGUUAAUACAAAAAAAAAAUGGUAUAUUUGGUUCAACUUCAAACAAAACUUUUCUUUGAGUGAAGAAUGAAAUUCCUAGAUCUUUAGAUUACCAAUUCGUAUAUAUAGAUAAUCAGAAUUGAAAAUAGAUAAAACUUUCUCUAUUCGGGAUAAAAUCUAUAGGCAUUAAAAUAUAUUUUUUGUUAGAGUGAAUCAGCAAUACAAGUGCCAUUUUGCUUAUCAACUAGACUUUGAUUGGAUAGCAAUUUUCCGUAACAGGAUUUUUCUAUCGCAAGAGAGACUGAUCCUAUGAAAUGGUGUGAGGUAUGGAAAAUAGGGAAAACUAUAUAUAUAUAUAAGAUUAAUCUACAUUGGUGGAAAAAAGGGGAGACAACCUCCGACACUACGCGGUGAAAGUAAUAGGAAUCUUCAGUAAGAGCUAUUUCACUCUCACGACGAGCUUGUAAAUAUUCAGAAACCACACGAUCCUCUUAAAAUGACUCUCUCGACUAUAUAUCUAUAUAUAUAUAUAAAGAGAGUCUGCCACGAUGAAAGUGGAUGCUAUCACAGCAGACCUCUGGGGUCACUGCCAAACGAUGUCGUGAUCUUGACACGAUUGCUUUUCAAGGUAAAAAUGAGAUGCAUCCAAGUGAUGUUUAUAUUUAUAUGAUUAAAAAAUUUCCAGCGUAAAGUUAUUUGCAUCAAGGUCGUAGUGCUCAAAAGAGAUUAACGCACUUUUGUGACCAGUGUAAAUGUUUUUUAACUUUUUUAUUGUUUGCCAGUAUAUUAUUAUUAUUAUUAUUAUUAUUAUUUUAUUUCGAUUGUACGAAUGAUGCAUAUAAAUAUGUGACGCGCUCUGAGGAAAGGUACCUAAGAAGCAAAUCAUUUUAAGGUUAUGUUUUUCAUAAUUUUACCUUAAUUAAAAGUUUAUUUUUUUAUUAUGUAAAGUAAAAUCAGUUUUUAGUGAAUAUUUUCAAUGUUAUGAAGAUUUAAACACCAAUAAUUUAUAUUGAGAGUUGAUUCCCUUUGUGUAUUUUAUUUUUACUUUAAAAAUCACAAACAUAACCUACAAUUUUUUGCUUCUUAGGUACCUUUCUUCGGAGCGCGUCACAUAUAAGUUUGUGAGUUAAAUGAUGAUGCCCGCGAUUUUCAAUACUCAAAUAGGUCAAUAGGUUAAGAUGUUUCACUUGAAUCACAAGUGUGAAUGUAUUCUGGGAAUGCGUGUUUGUAACAUCUUUUAUGUAUACGAGAGACAAUCUCGAAGAUCAGGUGCUCAUUAGUUGAAAAAUCAUCAGAUAUACUUGAAACACAAUUUACUAGGUGAAAGUUCAAACGAUAUUUAAUGCACUGAAGAAAAUAUUUUCUCUUUGUUUAUAUAUAUAUAUAUAUAUAUAUAUAUAACAAUAUUGGUAUUUAUGUUACGUGUUUUACAUUUCAGUCUUUUAUAGUAUAAACCAAAAGAAGUUUGAAAGUUUACGUCAAUAUAUCAAUCAAAGGCAAAAAAAUAAAUUCUUUUAAUUAGCACACAAUUUAAACAAGACAAGUUUUUUUCAUAACAUAAAUUCAAAUUUGAAUUAAAUUUUUUAUUGGCAAAUGAAAAUUCGGUUCAAGAUUCUGCAAGAUUAAAUUGAUGCCAGAAUUAUAAUUUUUAAAAUUUUUUGGAUAAACAAUAUUUUUGUCGAAGGAAAAUAUUUUCUUUUUUCAGUGCAAUUGCACGCAGAUGAAUUUGAAACAAUUUGCAUAUAGUGGCAUUGUUGUGAAUAUAUUUAUGUGAAUGUUAAAGAAAAAAAAAAUGCUCGAUCGAAUGGAAAAUUUAUUUUUAGAAUUUUUACUACAUUUCAGGUAACUAAAUAUAUAAGAAGGUUGAAAGUGCCUGCGAGGGCUGUCGAUUUCUAGGGAGUAUCAGUAGUUAUAUUGUAAUAGUAGUACUGCCGAGCCAUAAGACAAUCUCGUUUCGCUACACGACCCUUAUUCUAUUUUUUUUUAUGGAUUAAUUUAUUAUUUUAUACAUAAAAUGCCUUGAUGGAGAUAGGCUAUUAUAUUUGUUGAGUGAUCGUCUACAUCUCUCCACGAAUGUAAAGUACGCGAAUGCGCUUGUGCUUUUUUUUUUUAUUAUGUACUCUGCGUAGCGCGUGUAAAUAUAUGCAUAUCUUGUAAAUAAAA
Messenger RNA from Leptopilina boulardi, 6169 nucleotides. RefSeq lists its product as uncharacterized. Bases 284 to 3247 code for a protein of 987 amino acids. NCBI's taxonomy places the organism in Eukaryota, Metazoa, Arthropoda, Insecta, Hymenoptera, Figitidae. The record is from RefSeq and is a predicted model, not a curated record. The transcript is spliced from 2 exons.